AAUAACUUGUCACAAGCAAAUUGUUGUUUUGUUUUGCCUGCUAACUAACCCAAAGGAUGUCCUCACGCUACGGUCGAGCUCUAACCAUAUUCUCGCCGGAUGGCCACCUGUUGCAGGUGGAGUACGCCCAGGAAGCUGUUCGAAAGGGCUCCACAGCGGUCGGCGUUCGUGGAGCCAAUUGUGUGGUGCUGGGUGUGGAGAAGAGCUCGGUGUCCGAGAUGCAGGAGGAUCGGACGGUGCGCAAGAUCAGCAUGCUCGAUCGCCACGUGGCGUUGGCAUUUGCCGGUCUCACGGCCGAUGCACGGAUCCUUAUAAAUCGAGGGCAGGUCGAGUGCCAGAGCCAUCGACUCAACUUCGAAAACCAGGUGACCCUCGAGUACAUCACCAGAUACCUUGCCCAGCUCAAGCAGAAGUACACGCAGUGCAAUGGACGUCGUCCUUUCGGUAUAUCGUGUCUAAUAGGAGGCAUUGACGCCGAUGGCUCUGCACGUCUCUUUCAUACCGAACCAUCCGGGAUAUUCCACGAGUACAAGGCGACCGCCACUGGGCGUUGGGCAAAUACUGUGAGGGAGUUUUUUGAGAAGGCCUAUAGCGAUCAUGAAGUGACAACCAAAUGUGAUGCCAUCAAACUAGCCAUGCGUGCCCUUCUCGAAGUAACCCAGAUGAGCCAGAUGCGCCUGGAGGUGGCCGUAUUGGAGAAUGGCAAGCCAAUGAAAAUGCUGGACAGUGUAGUAAUUUCGGAAAUAGUCAAGAUCGUUCAGAACGAAAAGGAGCUCCAAGCGAAGGCACAUAAAAUGAAGAGAUGAAUUGCUACACCUACAGAUCGUUGAUUUUUUAUGUUCAUCAAAUUGUUAUUAGAUAUUCAUGUUAUAUUGUUUUGGAGCUUUGUUU
This is a messenger RNA of Drosophila melanogaster (fruit fly), 891 nucleotides long. RefSeq names its product proteasome alpha4 subunit, Testis-specific 1 (gene Prosalpha4T1). Gene Ontology annotation, cellular component: proteasome core complex; nucleus; proteasome core complex, alpha-subunit complex. The record is from RefSeq and is marked reviewed. The coding region runs from base 57 to 806 and encodes 249 amino acids. The transcript has a single exon. NCBI's taxonomy places the organism in Eukaryota, Metazoa, Arthropoda, Insecta, Diptera, Drosophilidae. Gene Ontology annotation, biological process: ubiquitin-dependent protein catabolic process; protein catabolic process.